ACUGGUUGGGUGCAUCCGACAAAAAUGGAAAUACAACAAUGCAUGUCAGCUGUUUAGCUUGCAUAACCUCUAUCGAAAACACAAACACAAUUUUUCAGGAACAUGAUAUCGGCUGUCCGAAAUUUGUUAACACAACGCGUCUCUGCUGGCCUACCUCUGUUACGCCUGACUACAGCUUUGUAUAGUACUGAUGUGGCAGCCACCACUGGCGAAGGACUAGCAACUAUUGCACCAGCGUCUAUCAAUGAAAUAGCUGCUGAAAAGGAUAAAUUAUUUAGUAAACUGGAAAUUGAAUUACGAGGAAUUGAUCCGGCGGUGUUGAAAAGUUAUGCGUGGUUUGCAACGACGGCAGCAAAUCACUUGAACAUUGAAGUGGGAAAAUGCUGGGCUGAGCGCAAGGCACACCAUGACCGCUUGACUCUUCUGAAAUCGGUGCACAUUUAUAAGAAGCAUCGCGUUCAAUACGAAGUCCGCACAUACUUCCGAUACCUGAAUUUCCACAAAUUGACCGGCUCAACGUUAGACACUUUUCUAGAGUAUAUUGAACGUAAUCUACCCGAAGGUGUUGCUUUAAAUGCUACGAAAACCGAAAUACAAGAAAUGCCGGAACACUUGAGACAGCCACCAAGUGAAGUCCAAUCAUAAGUGACUUCAAAGUGUGCUUCCAAGUUUUUAUUUAUGCUAAAAUGUUAUGAUUUAAGCGAAUAUAUUAAACAACCAUAACAUGUAGCCACUACAACAACAACAACAACCAAACACUGUUUUCGUUAGUUAAAAAUUAGUUUUGUAAAAGCCUGGACGACAUUGUUUUCUUCGUAUAAAAAUUACCAUCUAUGCAGCAUAUGAAAGUACAUUAGUGUGCGCCUUAUUUAUAUGGAGAUUUUUAAUUUUUUUUUAUUUAUUUAAAUGCAUUUCAGAAAAACUCAAAUGUAUUUCAGAAAAGGCCAAGUGUAUUUCAGAGAAGCUCUAUGUAUUCCAGAAUAGACCCAGGGUGUGAGCAUCAGUCUCUUCCACAUCUAAACAUUGUGUUAUGUCGCUGAAUAUUGAGGUAAGAUGGUUGGAGAAGUGUCUUAUUUUCGAAACUAAAUUCCAACUAAGUAUUUAACCAUGGUUGCGCAUACUGGACAUUACCAUCCAUUAUAAUUCAGAAAUAAAGAGACUGAUGCUUUGGCUUGAUGCACGAGCACAAUCGCAAUAGAUAUAUGUAGUUUCUUUCCCUUGCUUUAUUAUUUGAUCCAUGUACUUCAGUCGCCUUUCUACCGCUCUCGGUCCGUCCGUUGAUUGAACGCUCUUAUUAGUUUUAGCAUAAUUAUUUACCCUAGCCCAAACAUUCUCAAUCGGUUGAGCAUCGACGAGUAUGGCCCAGGCGCAAGAGGGUGGGUGCCCACUACUUGCUCAAAUCCAGCAUAGCUGGUGCAUUUUCGCUGAACAACAAUAAAUCGCAAAUUACGUUGCUCCCAAACCCACCUCUU
Rhagoletis zephyria (snowberry fruit fly) is the source of this 1472-nucleotide messenger RNA. RefSeq names its product mitochondrial ribosomal protein S10 (gene mRpS10). Gene Ontology annotation, cellular component: mitochondrial small ribosomal subunit; mitochondrion. The record is from RefSeq and is a predicted model, not a curated record. Lineage: Eukaryota; Metazoa; Arthropoda; Insecta; Diptera; Tephritidae.